This is a messenger RNA of Trypanosoma theileri, 909 nucleotides long. RefSeq names its product putative DNA ligase I. The coding region runs from base 1 to 909 and encodes 302 amino acids. The transcript has a single exon. The record is from RefSeq and is a predicted model, not a curated record. Gene Ontology annotation, biological process: poly(A)-dependent snoRNA 3'-end processing; CUT catabolic process; exonucleolytic trimming to generate mature 3'-end of 5.8S rRNA from tricistronic rRNA transcript (SSU-rRNA, 5.8S rRNA, LSU-rRNA). Gene Ontology annotation, molecular function: RNA binding. Gene Ontology annotation, cellular component: cytoplasmic exosome (RNase complex); nuclear exosome (RNase complex). NCBI's taxonomy places the organism in Eukaryota, Euglenozoa, Kinetoplastea, Trypanosomatida, Trypanosomatidae.
AUGGCGCAGACGUCAAUGAUUGUGGAAUCUAAUGCGGGUCUGCGGGAGCUAGUGCCAUCACGUACACACGUCUGUCUUCCAGGAGACCCUGUGCUGUUGCUGGAGCCAACUGCGAUUGUGACACUUGGAAAUGGCCUUCGACCUCUUCCACAGGAUCCUGUCAGCAGCAAUAGCAACAACGAAGGCGCUGUAGAAGGAACUAACACCUUUGUUUCCGCGGAGUUUUGUGGGCCAGUAUCAUGUAGCGUUGGACCAAAUCAUGUGCGUCGCUACACAAUUGAUCCCCCUGCGGCUCGUCGGUAUACCUACGUCCCCAAGGACCCGGUUGUGGCGAUUGUAAUGAAGAAAACGACGAAUUACUACUUGUGCUAUACCGGUGCUCCAUCUCUUGCAGUGCUUGAUGCCCUGAGCUUUGACGGGGCGACCAAGUCCAGUCGUCCGCGGCUACAAGAGGGCGACGUUGUGUACGCAUUUGUGCGGCCGCAGCGGAGUGAAACUAUAACUACUACAACAAUGGGUGGACCAGUGGAGACUGCAGGGGAUGAGGUGGAGCUGAGCUGUAUGGCCGGCGAAGUUGGUCUCGUCGCGCGCGACUGGACUUCCGCUGACGCGACAUUCGGUCCGCUCAGCGGAGGCACUGUCGUUCGUGUGCCGUUGCCGUAUGCACGGAGUCUUCUUGCCGCAGAUGGUGCCUCACGUCUUCUCGCGCUCUUGGGAGACCGCGUGCCGUUUGAGGUAUGCAUUGGUGCGAACGGUCUCGUGUGGGUCUGCGGUCAACGGAGUGAGAAUGACGCCACUGCGGCUGUGCGGCGCACCGUUGCGGUGGCCGCCUGCAUUGUUGAAGCGCAGGACGAUGUCACCGUUGCCGAGAUGGAGGCACGCGUACAGAGCUACUUCCCAAACGAGUAA